AUGCAGCUCUUGUUUCUUCGGGUCUUCAUUCUUUCGGGAUUCAUAUUUUACGGUUUCGUUGCGCUCAAAUGUUACGAAGGAUCCCGCGGAAUCGUAAAUGGCGAAGAUUCGAAGAAUUUCGUCGAAAAUCUUUGCGAUGAGAAUAUGCAAUAUUGCUUCGAAUCGUAUAAUACGAAUCUGACGGAAGUGACGGCGAGCUGUCAGAGUAUGGGCACCGAUCCAAAACUAUUGGAAGUGUGCAAGAUGGACGGAAUGUGUAAAAAUCGAACAGACAUUGAUGUGACAGUGUGCUGCUGCACCACCGAUUUGUGCAAUCUGCAAGAUGAUUUGAAACCGACGCCAGAGACGCCGUCGGAUGUCGACAAUAUGACGAGCGCAGAGAGAUUCCUCGAAAACACCAAUUCGACGAACGACUCAUGA
Messenger RNA from Caenorhabditis bovis, 420 nucleotides. Lineage: Eukaryota; Metazoa; Nematoda; Chromadorea; Rhabditida; Rhabditidae. The record is from the annotation of a GenBank genome assembly.